UCUGCUGUUUUCACAUCUCCACCACAAACAGGAAGUCCCUUUUAAGACAGCUCUAAAAACCUCAGUCACUUCCUUAACUAAAGCCAUCAGACUGAUUAUGGACUGAAUAUAAUCAACUAUACAAGCAGAGCAGUGCAGUCAUGUUCUUAGAGACAGACACACAGUAAUCCUGUGUUUUGGUGAGUCUUAUAGAUGAGAGAUGUCUCAGAAUGUUUAUGAUGUUAUCAGUAAUGAGGAGCUGGACAGAGGAGAGCGAGUGGAGAUGGUGGUUGAUAUCUAUGAGAGUGCAGACACUGUUAGAGGCCAUGAGCCCCACACAGAGAUGGAGGAGACCAGAACCAAGAAGAUCAUAAAAACACAACAUUCAGGAGGCAGAUGCUACAGGCUGACUGCAGUGUGUCUGGGGCUACUGUGUGUUCUCCUGCUGACUACAGCCAUAGUGCUAUGGAUCAAGUUCACCACAGAGAGAGACCAGUUAAAGACCAGUUACACCAACCUGACUAUAGAGAGAGACCAGUUACAGUCCAAUUACACCAACCUGACUGUAGAGAGAGACCAGUUACAGUCCAAUUACACCAACCUGACUGUAGAGAAAGACCAGUUACAGUCCAGUAACACCAUCCUGACUGUAGAGAGAAACCGGUUACAGAAAGAAAAAGAUGGAUUUGAGAAGAAGUUUUCUGAACUGGUGAGACUCAUUAACAAACCAGGAUGGAUCUACUUCAGCUCCAGUAUUUACCACAUCUCUACUAACAAGAAGAGCUGGGAUGAGAGCAGAAAGUUCUGCAGAGACAGAGGAGCAGACCUGCUGAUCAUAAACAGCAAAGAAGAACAGGUUCUGGGGACGAGGGGAACCCAGUGGUAAAGUACGCUGUGUCCUAAAAGGCUAUGGGUCUGAUCCUGUAUGGAACUGGGCUAAUUAUGCCUGUAGUAAUCAGCAUGUUUGGAUCUGUGAACAGAGUGUUUAGUUAAACUGCUGCAUGUGAGUGAGAUCUGUUUUUAAAGUUGUUCCUCUUUUAAACAGUAUUAAUCCAUUUUGAUGAUUCUAAAUUUUCUGAUGGUUGGAGAGUCCAGACUGGAUGAAAAGGUACAUUUUUAGAUAUGAAGCUCCUCAAGAACGAGGCUUGUGUUACAGGAUCUUGUGUUGUGUUACAGCUAACUCUAAAAUCUUAAAAUAGGUAAACAUUUUUUCACUGGCACAUUCAUUUUUAUCUGGCAUCAUAAUUACAAUUUAGAAAUUAUUAUUUUUUUUACAUAGAUCUUGUUAAGUAUUUUCUUAAAACCUAAUUUGGUACAAAAUUUCUUGAGAUGAGAAAAUCUGAAGAAGCUUUAAGCUCAUUACUGGAGAAACUACUUUUAAAUCAACAUUGCUUAAUCCAAGACCUGUUUAUUUUAAGAUGAACAGACUAGACUAGAUCUGUAUGCAUGCAAUAAAUCAGCUUCUUUUGGAGUUUUUCUUAUGAAUGAUGACAUUUCUUUACAUAUUGUAAGAAUGUAGAGUUUUGGAAUGUUUUUAGGACUAUAAAGCCUCAUGUCUGUCCAGUUAAAUUCAUAAAAUAAUAAUACAAAAGCUUUCAAAAGUCUUGAAAAUGCCUUCUUCAUUGUAGGGAGCUUUAAAUCUUUUCCGUUUUUUUCAAAACAAAUUUUAAUUUAAGAUAAAAAUAAUUAGCUGAAUAACAAACGCAGACUAAGUUUAUAAUGUCAGCCGAUUCAUUUUAUAAAUACUAAUUUAGUCUGUUAAUCAAAAUAAUAAGUUUUUUUAUUUUCAAGACUUUCUGGCUUGUAAAGAUUUCAUUUGUUGCAGAGUCAGAUUCAUGCAGGCUGAGAUUCUCCACAGGGGGUGCUAUAGAUACCUUUUAUAAGCACAAUGUUUUACAUAAUUUUAUGCAUAUUUGGCAGAUUAACAUAUGGAAUAUAAUUGAUUUUAUUUUGUACAGCAAACCAAAUGAAGCCAGAUAUUCACAUGAAAGUUUGACACUUUCUUGAGCUGAAUACAGAGAAACAAAUUAUGAUGUAAACAGAUCUGUAUAAUACUGUAAACAUGAACACAAUAAAGUGAUAUGACUGAU
This is a messenger RNA of Pygocentrus nattereri (red-bellied piranha), 2069 nucleotides long. RefSeq names its product CD209 antigen-like protein 2. Gene Ontology annotation, molecular function: low-density lipoprotein particle receptor activity. The record is from RefSeq and is a predicted model, not a curated record. Gene Ontology annotation, cellular component: signaling receptor complex; plasma membrane. The coding region runs from base 200 to 865 and encodes 221 amino acids. Gene Ontology annotation, biological process: inflammatory response; leukocyte cell-cell adhesion; cell death. NCBI's taxonomy places the organism in Eukaryota, Metazoa, Chordata, Actinopteri, Characiformes, Serrasalmidae. The transcript is spliced from 4 exons.